This is a messenger RNA of Acanthosepion pharaonis, 528 nucleotides long. NCBI's taxonomy places the organism in Eukaryota, Metazoa, Mollusca, Cephalopoda, Sepiida, Sepiidae. The record is from the annotation of a GenBank genome assembly.
AUGGCUCCCAAGAGUGCUGCUGCUUCCAAGGCUGGUACUGAGCCUAAAUGCAAACGAAGAAGGAUAACGAUCGCUGAGAAGAUGAAACUUCUGGAUAUAUUGAAGGAAGGGAUCAUUUUCGCUGCCGUAGCCCGCCAUUUUAGCGUGAACGAAUCCACCGUUCGCUACAUCAAGAAGGACGAGGCUAACAUUAGGAAGACGGCUGCCAUCACCUUUAAUAUGUCGGCGAAGAGAUUGGUUACGGCCCGUAAUAAAACUAUCAUCCGUAUGGAAGCUACUUUAGCCGUAUGGAUAGCCGACUGCCGAAGGAAGAACAUAGCCUUGAAUACGAACAUCCUCCAAACGAAGGCUAGGAGACUGUACGAGACUUUCGCCGCUAAAGAACCUGAAGACGACAGUAGCGACCACGAGGAAGAAGACGAAGACAACGUAGAAGAUCCGCAAUCAGGGACGUCCAGUGAUUCACAACCUAAAAUAAACGCCCUUUUUCUGCUAGCAAAGGGUGGUUUCAGACACGCUUCUGCCUAA